AUGGCCCAACCCGCAGAUCCCCAGCCAGCACCAGCUCUACCAGUUAGAACGCAGGAGCGCCAACGAACUAGGCGAAAGAGAGGAAAUGCGCUCGACGAUCGUGUUCCUCCAAAUACUUCAACUGCACUACAACCAUUGCGACGCCAAGCAUCGCGUUCAACCUCUCCCGCCACUGAUGCAGAAUCCGUCGUGACAAGGGAACAAGCCAGGCAAAGAGCACGGGGUGACCUAGCGAAGAGAGAUCCGGCUGGGCAGGAGUUGACCCAGCCGUCGGAGGAAGAAGAUACUGGGCUUAAGUUACGGCUGGAGUUGAAUCUGGAUGUUGAAGUCGAAUUGAAGGCGAAGAUUCAUGGUGAUCUUACGCUAGCAUUGCUCGCUUUACCCUCAGAGUUUGCAUGUAUGCGGAGUACUAAUUCCGUGCAGGUCCUAGGCAACGAAGCAGGCUGUUCUAGAUGA
Molecule: messenger RNA, 456 nt
Organism: Aspergillus piperis CBS 112811
Lineage: Eukaryota; Fungi; Ascomycota; Eurotiomycetes; Eurotiales; Aspergillaceae
Exons: 2
Coding region: 1-456 (151 amino acids)
Source: RefSeq, a predicted model, not a curated record